This is a messenger RNA of Poecile atricapillus (Black-capped chickadee), 1452 nucleotides long. It is a transcript of the gene HOXA11, whose product is annotated as homeobox A11. Gene Ontology annotation, cellular component: nucleus. Gene Ontology annotation, molecular function: RNA polymerase II cis-regulatory region sequence-specific DNA binding; DNA-binding transcription factor activity, RNA polymerase II-specific. The record is from RefSeq and is a predicted model, not a curated record. Lineage: Eukaryota; Metazoa; Chordata; Aves; Passeriformes; Paridae. Gene Ontology annotation, biological process: regulation of transcription by RNA polymerase II; anatomical structure development.
UCCUCACUGAACUGGAGAUCUACAGCCCAGCGCGGGAUCCUGUCAGUCUCCGUGGGGAUAUAUUUUUGCACAGGCGAGACACUUCUGGAUGCUGGGAAGCGUUUUCCUCCUCGGAGCAGCUUUCCAGAAGAAAGCGUGUGUGCAUCUCUACGGUGCCCUCCUUGUCGGAGCCUGCCAGCGAGCCGCCGAACGCCCCAGCAAGCCCACAAACAAACAGAAAGCUCUCACCUAACCCUGGGGGGGAAUUGCUAAGCCUCUCUGCUCCAGAGCCAGAGGGUGCCAGGGACCGGGCGGCUCAGUGUGGGGCAGUGGCAGGGCGGCUGCGUGUCCCCCCAGGGCUCCCCCCGGGCCAAGCUGCUCUCGGCUGGCCCCUGGGCGCUGGUGACGAGCUGUUGCUCUCCCCCGGCACGGCCACAAAGGGAGCGGGGCCCGGGCCCGCCGCUCGUCAAUGUCAACGUCGGGCCACGUGACCGCAGCUCCCCGCCGCCGCCGGGAGAGCUCUCCACGUCAGCCUACGUCUCCCCAUCUCUUACUUCACGGAUCCGCUUCAAAGGGGCAGCUGCGUUACAGAAUCAUGUUAAGCUCAGCUAAUGCGGAGAAGCCGAGGUAGCCCUAAUGAUGGAUUUUGAUGAGCGUGUUCCUUGUUCCUCUAACAUGUAUUUGCCAAGUUGUACUUACUACGUCUCGGGUCCUGAUUUUUCCAGCCUCCCUUCUUUUUUGCCCCAAACCCCGUCUUCUCGCCCUAUGACAUACUCCUACUCCUCCAACCUACCCCAGGUCCAACCUGUGAGAGAAGUUACCUUCAGGGAAUAUGCCAUUGAUCCCUCCAGUAAAUGGCACCCCAGGAACAAUCUGCCCCACUGCUACUCCGCAGAGGAGAUCAUGCACAGAGACUGCCUGCCUGCCACCAACACUGCUAGCAUGGGCGAGAUGUUCGGCAAAAACACAGCUAACGUCUACCACCCCAGCACCAACGUCUCCUCCAAUUUCUAUAGCACGGUGGGCAGGAACGGGGUCCUGCAGGCUUUCGACCAAUUUUUCGAGACGGCUUAUGGCAGCGAAAAUCUGGCCUCGGCGGACUACCCGGUAGACAAGAGUGGCGAGAAGCGCCGCGGCGCCGGGGCGGCGGCGGCGGCAACUUCAAGUUGCGAGGGCGGCUGCGGCGGGCGCGGCGCGGCGGCGGAGAAGGAGAGGAGGAGGCGGCCGGAGAGCAGCAGCAGCCCCGAGUCAUCUUCCGGCAACAAUGAGGAGAAAUCCGGCAGUUCCAGUGGACAACGUACGCGUAAAAAGAGAUGCCCGUACACCAAAUACCAGAUUAGAGAGUUAGAAAGGGAAUUCUUCUUCAGUGUCUACAUAAACAAAGAGAAACGCCUCCAGCUCUCCGUCCUGCCGCGGGGCCCCGGCGGGCGGGCGGGCGGACGGACGGACGGACAGACGGCGGCCGCAGUUUAG